Molecule: messenger RNA, 339 nt
Organism: Cetraspora pellucida
Lineage: Eukaryota; Fungi; Glomeromycota; Glomeromycetes; Diversisporales; Gigasporaceae
Source: the annotation of a GenBank genome assembly
UCACCAAGUCAUAGAAGUCUUGCAAAAAAAUAUGGUAUCCCAGAAACCACUUUCAAAUGUACCAUUAAAAAUAGUGGCCCUCUUGAUCAUUUAGGCUCAGCCAAAGUUUUAACUGAUCAUAAAGAGCAACAACUUGUUGGUUAUUGUCUAAAUAUGCAGAGGCUUGGGUUCGGAUUGGCAAGGUUAGGGGUGAACCAAUAUGUAAUGGAUAUUGUUCAUCAAAGUAACAGAUCCCACCCCUUUAAAGAAAGUGGACCAGGUCAAUCAUGGUGGGAACAAUUCAUGAAAAACCACCUAGAGCUUUCAUUUCAUAUCCCACAAGCUUUGAACAAAGCAUGA